AUGGAAUUCCGCGCACUUCAUCCAUCAUGCCUCUUCCUUAUGCUUUUGUCUGAAGCCACUCUCUGUCAAUCAAAGGCCCAACAAGACCAAAGGUGGGGCAUCGAACAGGACAUAAACCGUCUACUGGCAGAUGACAUCGGUCUGAACCGCGACGACACUAACAACUGGCUUAAUAACACAGAAGCCGCAAAUAUCAGUUCAAGCGAAAAUGUUACCUCGUACUGGCAUUUGCCGGCAGAUGCCCCUUUGCCGGAACCGUCCACUUUGGAUUCUCUCCGAAGCCAGGCGACAACGAAGGAUUUCAACCAAAUCCAGAAGUCCGAAGCACUUUUGCGCCACUGUCCUCGACUAAAAAUUCUCCCAUUCCGCCCCAUUUAUGAAUUUGUCGCCUGCGCAUGCUGGUGCCUCCUUUUUGGUCUGUUAUCCAGCGCCUGGAUGGUCCUGCUGUGUGGCAAGCGCUCCAAAACUAACAGAUCAACUCAAGGCGACGUAUACAUGUUCAAGUGCAAGCUUAUUCUCGGGCUCAACAUCCACGCGUCUGUAUGUGUGUUGACAUUCCUCGUUUUACAAAUUGUAGCCAGAGGAGCUGUAUCUUUUACGGAACAUGAUGGCUAUCAGCACACAAAAUUAUGCAGCAUCGCUACCUCUGUGCAUGAUCUUUGCACGUCCGUAUUUUGGCUCCUUGUAGGCUUCUCAAAUACCACCUUGAUUCUUUUUAUUCGAGGUCUAAAACCAGGUCUGAAUAGGUCUGAAACACUGUCUCUGUAUACUCGGCUGUUCAAAAGUCAUAGGAAUUUUGUCUUUCUCAGUGUGCUUACUCACAUCAUCCCCUGGGUUGGUGGCAUUGCAUUGAGUACUUUGCAGCUAAUUUUUUUGCACGAAACAGUGCCCGACAGUGUGAAAAUGCCAGAUAGGAGCGAGCUUUUAAAGGCUCUUACGUGCGCGCUCCCGGUGUCAUUUGCCAUGAUCACUAUGAUAACUCGAAUAUGGAAAUUUCAGGGGCAUCGGCUGCACUUGCCGUUCUUAAGCCGCGUUACGCACGACUACACCUGCCAACACGAGCAAUUCCCGAUGAAACCUAGUACCACUGCACAUAUCGCAUCUACCAUCACUGAGAUGAUCCCCGCUGCCGUAGCCUUGUUCACUUCUCCGGUUGUUAGCGGCCUCCAGCUGGCUUGUUCGGCAGUCGCUGCAGCUGCUAUUGGCCUUUGGAUAUUGUCGAUUGCGCUCAAUGAAAAUCGGUUUCUGCCACGAGCGCAGACAGCUGGCAUGCUCAUCGCCAUCUCCCUAUUCUACACUGCGACUUUGGUAGGGUACAACAGUCGGCUGACUCUGGCCUCGGCGAUAACCACACGUAACACUUACAUUCCAGGUGAGGUGAAACGGGAGACCAGUGGACGCGUGUGUUCGACCUCGUCGGAUGCAAAGCUUUCGCCCCGGGAGCUCCUUGAAAUUCCAAAAUUCACGCGGACCCAAUUUUUUGAUACACUUUCAGUUUCUCCAAACGAACAAACAGAUCAGUGUUGCUCUAACAGGUCUGUACAAAUUAUUACAGUUUAUGAACCUGUCGUGGAUUAA
Messenger RNA from Mesocestoides corti, 1578 nucleotides. NCBI's taxonomy places the organism in Eukaryota, Metazoa, Platyhelminthes, Cestoda, Cyclophyllidea, Mesocestoididae. The record is from the annotation of a GenBank genome assembly.